CUUGAAGACCGGCAGGUGAAUCAGGUAAAUUUAUUGGUGGAUGCCGAGGCCAGACCAGACUGAAUGAUUGAUGAGAAGCUGGAGUGCGGAGGUCAUCUCCAGUUCCGUGGGUUUCCCCGCCAUCCAUCCCGUUGCCUGCCGUCUUCCCUCCUCUAUUCGACUGUUCUGCAAACACACAACAAGAAUCCCUGUCGUCAGCAUAUACCUUCGCCAGUCUUUGAAGCUAUCUGUUAUCGAUAGCUAUUUUUCUUCUCGUCUUGAAUUUUUUUUGGUCAGCAUCGUAUACCAAGACCCGUGAUCAAUCGAGUUCGGGUCCAGAAGAAUGUGACUGUGCUUCCCCGCUCCUAACCGCCUGGUCUGGGUGACUGGAAAGACUGAGACUAGUGCCCUCGCUUUCGCUUCCUUCGUCUUGGCU
Messenger RNA from Aspergillus homomorphus CBS 101889, 415 nucleotides. RefSeq lists its product as uncharacterized. The transcript has a single exon. Lineage: Eukaryota; Fungi; Ascomycota; Eurotiomycetes; Eurotiales; Aspergillaceae. Bases 71 to 298 code for a protein of 75 amino acids. The record is from RefSeq and is a predicted model, not a curated record.